This is a messenger RNA of Tribolium madens (black flour beetle), 2315 nucleotides long. It is a transcript of the gene Ptp36E, whose product is annotated as receptor-type tyrosine-protein phosphatase kappa. NCBI's taxonomy places the organism in Eukaryota, Metazoa, Arthropoda, Insecta, Coleoptera, Tenebrionidae. The transcript is spliced from 14 exons. Gene Ontology annotation, molecular function: protein tyrosine phosphatase activity. The record is from RefSeq and is a predicted model, not a curated record. Bases 214 to 2178 code for a protein of 654 amino acids. Gene Ontology annotation, biological process: protein dephosphorylation.
GACGACGCCAGUGUGUGCGUCGCGACGCUCAAACACACACGCGUCGAACGUCCGGAGAAAGCACGUGUUUUUUUUCUCUCACUUGAAACGCGAGUGAUUUUCUAGUGUGUCCAGUGGUCGGAAAAACAUUAAAGUUUAUUUACAAAAUGCUGGUGGAUUUUCACGAGAUAAAUUCGUAGAUUUAAAGCAGCGAUAAAUAGAGUGCCAGUCAGGAUGUCGAGCGAACCGGAUAUGAAGUUGAAGGAACAUUCAUCAGGGACGGUUAGGAGGAAACACCGAUCGCGAUCUACCCCAAGAUACAACGAUGUGGAAAAACCGAGGAAAAAGAGACACAUCAGUGCGGCAACGUCGCUGGUGACGCUCCCCAACACGAUUAAAUUGUCCAUGCUUAACAGUGGACUUCUGCCUACUAGCAGAUAUAACAUUGACUUUUUCUUUGGUGUGAAAGCCGCUGUUUUGGCUCUUCUGAAUAAAAUAUUUCAGUUGGGUUCAAGUUUAAAAAUCGCGAGAACCAACCCUCCCAAUUGUGAUCCCCCUUUUGUUCCAGAUGAUUACAAUAGGGUAGUUCUAGAAACGAUAGAGGGCGAACACGAUUCGGACUACAUAAACGCAUCUUAUGUCGAUAGUUUAUUGAAGCCUAACGCUUACAUUGUAACCCAAGGACCAACUGAAGAAACGGUUACUGAUUUCUGGCGAAUGGUGUGGCAGGAGAAAGCCUCCUGUAUUGUAAUGCUGACGAAAACCUUUGAUUUUAUCAAGGUUAUGUGUGUGCAAUAUUGGCCCGCCUCCAAGGAGUUGGAGGAGACUUAUGGAGGGAUUAGUAUAGGGAUUAUGCAGGAGGAGGAAUUGGCCAAUUUUCACAUUCGCACGUUUCGAUUGACGAAGAAGGAGAAAGAAGAAGUGGUUGAGGAGCGGUUUAUCCUCCAGUUCCACUUCACCGAAUGGCACAGUCACACGUGUCCUUUCAGCAACGCCGUUUUGGAGUUCAGGAGGAGGGUGAGGGCGGUGGUGGGGCACAGGAUUAAGUCAAACGAGGCGGGGCCUAUGGUGGUCCAUUGCAAUGAUGGAGGGGGCCGAUCUGGGGUUUAUUUGGCCAUUGACGCCAAUAUGGAGUUGCAAGAGGAGGAGGACAAGUUUGAUGUUUUCGGGUAUUUGAAAAAGUUGAGACAGUCGAGGAAAGGGCUUGUUGAAAAUGUGGUAAAUGAAAACGGCUCACUCGUGGCCACCAUCACCGACAGCCCAAUCGAACUCAAAGAUUACAUCAAAGUGUGCGAAGAGAGACGAAAAUUUCCAGUGUUGUACAAACUGGAGUUUCAGAUUGCAAUUAAAGUGGAGACUCACUCCUGCCGCCACGGCACCAGGAGGGCCAACCUCGAGAAAAAUCAGAACCAAAAAUGCAUUCCUUCUGACAAUUUCCGGCCGUAUUUGACCUCAUUCCAAGGCAACAACUACACGGAUUACAUCAACGCCGUUUUCGUCGAUGGUUACACCAAACCUCGGGAGUACAUCGUGACCGAAUGGCCCUUGAAAUCGACUUGUGGUGAAUUUUGGUCGCUGGUUUACGACUACGAGUGUUCAGCUGUUGUCGUUCUUUGCGUUCCGCCGCAUAAUUCGAUUUUGGCGCAGCAACAAUUCCCGUCGUUCUGGCCCGAGGGCCGCACCCCCAAGAAGUACGGCCCUGUCUUCACCAUCGACCACAUCUCCCACAACCAUUACACCAACAUCAGGACUUGGGUGUUCCGAAUCAACAAGAAAAUCGUCUCUUUGACCGAGUUGAUGGCCGGCGUCAAGGCCCCCCCGAAGACAGUCCAACUCUUCCAAUUGACCUGCUGGCCCAUGGGCCACAAAGUGCCCACUUCGACCAACUCCCUCGUCGAGCUUAUGAACAUGGUGGAGAGGUGGCGCCAGCGGACCGACUACGGCCCCGUUUGCGUCGUUUCACCAGAUGGGAGGAGUCGGUGUGGGAUUUACUGUGCGGCCAAUGCGUGCAUCGAACAGGUGAUCCAACACGGGGAAGUCGACGUGUUUCAAGCCGUGAGGACGGUGAGGAGACACAGGCCGCAAUUGGUUGAAAAUAUUACUGAAUAUAAGUAUUGCUACGAUGUUGUCCUCCACUACGUCCUCCACUACUUGCAAAAAGACUUAGAAGAAAUGAAAAUUAAGAGUAAGCAAAACUAAGGCCAAUUUAAGUAAAAAACUCUAUUUUGGGAUAAAAGUCUACCGCUAUGUCUAUUUUUAUUUACUAUUGUAUACUCUGUAAUAAUUAAAGGAAAACUGUUGUGUUAUUUUUUAAAUAAAAUUGUUGAAAAUCGCAA